AAGCCACCUUGGGCGGGAAACCGGAAGGCCAAACGACAAGCCAUUGCUUUUGUCUUCACACACUGCAGAUUUUCCAUUGAAUCAACGGAUCGACAAAUUGGGGAUUCUUCCCAAUCUUUUCUCCGUAGUUCGUCCUGUCCAGUUACUAGUUUCGUUGAAUCCGAGAUUAAGUGUGGGGCUUGGAAUACAUUCAGGUUGAGGGUUUUUGGGAAAAUGGGAUGGUCUCACCCUGAUGUUUCUCUGGACGAUAUGGUGAAACUGAUAAAAGGGUUUGUAGAUAUACUGAUUUUGGCAUCUGGGUAUCAAUCAUCUGGUCAUUUUGCCCUCUGGGACCCCCAAAAUAUCAAGAGAGCGUUCCAAUGGGGUCUCUUCUUUGAGAAUGUGAUUAGGCACUUGAGCAGUUCGGAUGAUUACCAAGACUCACUAAAGGAACUUGAUUCUGUUCUACUUGAAAUCAAAUCCAAUCCUUCUUUCCCUCAGGGUCUUGCGCAACUAUCAUCUGUUACUCUUUCUAGAGCGAAGAGUUUUGUUCUAGAACAUCUGAUCCAAACCUUAACACUGAGGGAUGCACAUCUCGAAGCUUUCCUGACAGCAAGUAUUGGGAUGGAUCUUGAUGAGCUUUCAGGAACAGAACAGGAUUGCCUUAGUCUAUAUAUGAACAGACUGAUGUUGCAAAACCCAUCAGCAAAUAUGAAGACUGAAAAAUGCACUGAUGAUGAUUUUACAACAUGUACUCUUCAAGAGCUAUUGAAGAGGCAGUUUGCAGUAUUGUGCGUAUCAUCAACUGAGAAGGGCUUAGAUAUUCUCUCUAAAACAAUUAGGCACAACAACUGGACUGAGUCGGAGAGUAACUCAUUUAAAAAAUUAAAUCAAGUCACAUCUUUGCUGAGUCAUGACCAGUUGGUUGAUUUUAUCACGUGGAGCCGGUGGAGAUCAAAGAACCUUUCAUAUCUGCUUGACAAAAGAACUGUUAGAUUGGUCUCAGGUGCCAGCAUGAUAUUUUCUGCUCCUAAGGUUCAAUGGGCACAACUCUUUGAACGGCUGAAUAUUUCAGGGGAAACCAGAGGUGAUGAUUAUUGUGAAACAAUAGAGCUCUUGUUAUUAGGAUGUAUUGCAAGAAGGUGGAGUUGUCUACUUGAAUAUUUCAUGUCAGAUUCAUAUGAUUCCAUUAAUAUCCCAAAGCAAUAUAGUGAAAUAUGCAACUUGCUUACAGGAAGAUCUCAAAGUCCUCAUUCUAAAGAGGAUGUAUUGGACCUGAAGGAAAAUGCCAUUCUUGAGUAUCUGAAUGUACUAGUUGGUGGUGAUCUUCAUCAGCUGUGGAAACUAUCCCCUGUUCUUGCAGCAUUUGCUAUUCCUUCAUGGUCACCCUUGUUCAGACUGUAUUUGAGUGAUAUACACACUCAAUUCAAAGGAUGUUCUUCAACAAUUAGAUGCUGCAGUUGUACUCAAGAUAGGAAGGACCACAUAGACUGUGAACUUGCUGAGAGAAUCUGGUGCCUCUACAUAUUUCACGUUCGUGGGUCCUAUCUAAUGCAUGGAACCAGCAGUGGUUGACAGUUGAGCAUUACCAGAUAUGCAAGGCGUGAAGAGGAUCCAAUUCUUGAAGUGGGGAAAGCGAAUUAUGAGUGGUGGAUCUGCAGUUACACUUGGCUGGGUUGAAAGAAGAGCCCCAGUGGUAUGUUGUCGUGGAUUAUAUUUCUUGAGGCAGUUGGUUUGGAGGUUCAGGUCUCAAUGGAAGCACUCUCUGAGAUGCCAAAGAAGUAGAGUACAGUACAGCUAUGAUCCUUAUAGCUAUUCUCAGAACUUCGAUGAUGGUUUCUUCCAUGAUCAUGUCUCACCUUGCAUUCUGAGAUAAACUGUCUCAGAAUGCCAUUUGGGGCAUGUAGAAAAUGUUGUGAAUUUCUUAAAAUCUCCAUUUUCUUUGGUUGUUUUUUCAGCUGUGUAAUUUUGAUGCCAUAAAGGAAGAGAUGAUGCCAGUGCCAUGGCAUAUAUUGUAUUA
Molecule: messenger RNA, 1999 nt
Organism: Vitis vinifera (wine grape)
Lineage: Eukaryota; Viridiplantae; Streptophyta; Magnoliopsida; Vitales; Vitaceae
Exons: 10
Coding region: 214-1554 (446 amino acids)
Biological process (GO): interstrand cross-link repair
Cellular component (GO): Fanconi anaemia nuclear complex
Source: RefSeq, a predicted model, not a curated record